Drosophila kikkawai is the source of this 1898-nucleotide messenger RNA. It is a transcript of the gene hdly, whose product is annotated as hadley. The record is from RefSeq and is a predicted model, not a curated record. NCBI's taxonomy places the organism in Eukaryota, Metazoa, Arthropoda, Insecta, Diptera, Drosophilidae.
UAAACUCAAGAAUCUGACGGCAAGCAUUGUCGACGCCGAGAUCCGCGAAAAAAAAACAUAAAAAACAAAGAAAAAAAAAAUUAAAGAAAAUUAAAAUAAAAACGAGUAAACGUGAGCGCGAUAAAUGACAAGCACAAACAAAGAGCUAAGCAAAUUAUAUACCAAAGUACAUACGAAUACAUAAACACUCUCACGCACACGAGCGAGGCGCGCCAAAAAGAGUCGGGUGUAAGCAUAAGGCCAAUUGAACUGCAAUUUUAUUGGGUUUAAUUGCUGAAACAAAAGCCAAGAGAGGACCAUAAAAGCUAUAUACCAAACUGUGCAAAGUGAAAAUAUCGGCGAGGGCGAACGAGACAGCGAGUGACAGCGAGAGAUAGUGCUGCAGAUAUAGCCACCAUAUAGACCCGCCAGCCAACCGAAGGAGAUGAAUCGAACCGCCGGCCGCAGACUUCCGGCCCUCCAGUUUGCCCUGCUGCUUAGCCUGGUGGCCCUGGCCACCGCCCGUCCGCCCACCGAGGAUGACAGCGACGGGGCCAUCCUCCCGCCGGAUGCCGACAAUGUGGAGAUCCAUCAAGUGGAAUUUGUGAAUGGCGUCAUGCAGGAGGAUCAUCCGGUGAUCAUGUACAAGGAGGAUUUCGUUACCGAGGAUUUUGACCCCGCUAAAAACGCCACCAGUCCCGGACACCACAAGAAGCACAGGCGAACGCACCAUCGCCAUGCAGAGCCUCAGCCAGAGAACGAGGGCGAAAAGAUCCUGUUCGAUGUCCUGCCCGACAAACCGAUUGUGCUGAAGGACGACCUGGAAGCAGCGCCGGUAAGCAACUUGGAGGCCACUCAACUGGUGACGCCCGUGAAGGAGCAGUUGCUGCGGAAGCUGCCCAAAAAGUACCACAGUCGCCAGCGUCGAAGCCCGCAGUGGAACGGGAUUGUCAGCGGCUAUUCGUACAGCAGCCACCUUCCGCUGCAGACCCUUUACUAUAUUCCUCGUCUAGCGGUGUCGGGCAAGAAACCCAAUUUGCAGGGAGGAAAUCGAGGCUCGCAAACGAAUAAGAUCGUGAAUGAGGAGGUGCCAGUGCCAGAUGAUCUUCCAAUCCGACUUGACUUGGAACACGACUCCAACCCAGCCAAUGCGGACUUCAGUCAAUUCAAUAAGCCAAGGCCCACGCGCCCCUCGAACUCGGUAGUCUCGGGUGGUGGCCGUGACGGUCCCCUUUCCGGAGGAAGCAACGCCUUUCCCCGACCCGAGAACCGGCCGGCGACGAACAGGCCCCCGCAGAGCCAGGCCCCCACCACCGCGCCCAAGGUGACCAACUGCGUGUGGGCGAUCGUGAACUGCUGCGACAACGGCAGCAAGAAGAUCCGGUACAGCUGCUUCGAGUCCUUCGGCUGCCACGGCGCCUUCUGGGGCAUCAAUCCAUGCGCGGACGAGGGCGUGCUCGACGCCGACGAUCUCGUGGCCCAAGCCUAUCCCCUAUCCAGCUUCACGCCCCCAGCCCCCGCUCCCCAAGCUUCCGCACCACGGCCGUCCUUCAGACAAGACACCCUGCAGUUUCCCCAGGAGCUGGAGCACCAGGCGGGCAGCAAUUGCCAGCGGGCCUCCAAGUACUGCUGCAGCCUCCGGAACAUCGCCUCGCUGUACGACUGCUACCAGAAGCAGGGCUGCAACGACAGCCUCUCGGACAUAAUCUCCGGCUGCUCCUAGGCCUGUAGCGGCAGUCGUGUACCGGCAUUUACCUUUAGGUCCUAACGCGUUAAGUAACGUCAACAAGCACUCGAGUUUCGAAGGCCCCGCCUGCACCCCAAGACUUAUCUGCGGAUAAGCCAACACAAAUAUCUAGUCGGCUGAGGUUCAGCAAAGGCUGGUGCAAGCGGGGCCGGUCCUAUGUUAAUUAAACGGA